CAAGAUUCCGGGGAAGAAAAGAAGCUUAAGUGGGUAAAGUCAAUUUGCGAAAAAGCAAAGGGGUUCAUCUCCAUCCAGAAAGGAAUUGGAUUCCAAGGAGCUUCCAGCAGUAAUGAUGUUGGCGUGGAAGGCCCCUGCUUCUGUCUCUUGAAGCAGUCAAAAAGAUGCACGUCACUGUUCCUCUCAACCAAGCAACGCCAUUGAUUACUAUUCUUCAACUCUCCAUCGUCACCUCUUGAUCAAUCUUUUGAUUAUUGCAGCAUUUUUAAUCGGUUAUUGUCUUCACCAUCACACCACAUAACUGCAACAAAACACCUCUAUCUUUCUGUAUGGACAACACUUCCUCCAAAACAGAGCUCCUAACUCCAUUAGUCCUCAAAGCCGGUGUCCCUCUGGCCGUUUUAUCUGUGGCUGGUCUCGUCUAUGCCUGGAUCAUUGCCAAGAAAAGCCUAUCCACGCCCUCGCUAAACAGACCAGACGUCAGUUCCCCUGAAACAAAUGAUUCUCAGCAGGGAGUCAAACCUGAUGAGAACUCUCAUGGCCUCCCUUCCAAGGAAGAACAUAACUCGGCAUCUCACGAAAAUAAUCCAAGUUUAGAACAAGAGAUUAGUCGGCUAAGAAGCCAGAUUGAAGAUCUGCAAAAGAGAGAAUCGGAUUUGCGUUUGCAGUUUGAUCGCUAUUGCGAUGUGAAAGAGCGGGAAUCUCUGCUGACGCAGGUCAUAAAUCUGUUGUCGGUGGAGACUGCUCGCGUUGAAUUAUUGGAGAAGGAGAUUUCGUUCAUGGAGGCAGAGAACAGAAAGUUGGAGUGUUUUCUGGUCCAAUACGUGAGAAUUACUCAGCAGCUUGACGGUUGCAAAUCACAAAACAGGUUGCUUCAUGGGAGGCUCAAGAAGCUACAGAGAAAAUCAAAGGCACAGUCUCGACUGACGAACAGGCAAGCUUUGAAGAUCAAGGCCUCAGAAACUGAGAUUCUGGAAAACCGCAACGCCUUGCGCACGAGUACUGAUGUUAUCGAUCAAAUAAAGAACGAAGUGAGAGAGCUACACAGCGUUUUGGAACAACUGCAGAAUGAAAAGAACGAACUUCUGAAGAAUCUCGACGAGGCAGAAAAAUCGUACGCGUCUAAGGUUGAAGCAUUAGAUGCGAGCAAGGAAGAAUAUAAGCAACUUGUGAAGGAAAUGGAGGAACUGAAGAGAGAACGAGAAGACGAAGUCAAAGAACUGAUUCAGCUGCGUUGGAUCAACGCUUGCCUAAGGCAUGAACUGGUGAAGCAAGACGGGCAACAGAAGAAUGAGGGGAGAGAGCGUAUGAAAGAGAAGUCAGAAGGAAGCGAUGGAAUUACACAAUAUGACACAGAUGAUUCGGUCAUCGAGCAGGAUCAUCAGCCAAUGCCUUGCUUUGGAGCUGUUCCAAGUGACGGUGUUUGUUCCAAGAAGAAUAAGUUGCUGAGAAAGGUCAAGAGAUGGGUGGAAGGCAGUGAUAAAGCGAGAGUGAGCCCAGUGGGACUAACGGAGAAAGACGGCCAUGAAAGCCAUACUGAGUCACAGGGAGCAGAGAAAACUCCAGUUCCUGCAUGAACAGGCUCUUAGUCUUACAUUAUGCAGUAAACCGCAGAGUGGUUUCUGAAAUAACGACAGUCAUGUACAUAUUCUAAGAUAACUUUACAGCACAGAAAUAACUCAUGUCUAUGAUGGACACAUAUCCCCUACUUUA
Molecule: messenger RNA, 1713 nt
Organism: Neltuma alba
Lineage: Eukaryota; Viridiplantae; Streptophyta; Magnoliopsida; Fabales; Fabaceae
Product: protein CHUP1, chloroplastic-like
Exons: 2
Coding region: 330-1577 (415 amino acids)
Biological process (GO): protein localization to cortical microtubule cytoskeleton
Cellular component (GO): cortical microtubule
Source: RefSeq, a predicted model, not a curated record